Messenger RNA from Motacilla alba alba, 6831 nucleotides. It is a transcript of the gene ABLIM2, whose product is annotated as actin binding LIM protein family member 2. The coding region runs from base 3176 to 5185 and encodes 669 amino acids. Lineage: Eukaryota; Metazoa; Chordata; Aves; Passeriformes; Motacillidae. Gene Ontology annotation, cellular component: actin cytoskeleton. Gene Ontology annotation, molecular function: actin filament binding. Gene Ontology annotation, biological process: cytoskeleton organization; lamellipodium assembly. The transcript is spliced from 22 exons. The record is from RefSeq and is a predicted model, not a curated record.
AGACACAAUUUAAUUUCUUAGAAAUUAAAAUUCCUAUGUAAAAAUCAGGAAGCUGUAUCUUGGGAUUUGUUACGGUUUUGGAGGAUUCUGUACAGCUCUUAAGAAAAUGGUUUCAGCUCAGUGCAUGUACAUGUUAAAUGGCAGCAUGUUCUUGGAUGGUGGAAACACACAGCACAGUUAGGAGAGGGUAAAGUAGGUCAGAAGAGAUUCUCAGGUGAUGUCACAUCAGCUGGUGACUCCUGUCUGCAGGACAUCCUGUCUCCUGGUGGCCUUCACAUGCUGCCCGAGUGCUGCAGCCCAUCUCUGGAAAGGCGGUUAGUUCUGCUUAACAAAAUCCAGACAUUUGGCUUUCUGAGUGAGGUCUUGCUCACUUGCCUGUUUUCAGUGCAGCACCCGUCCAGUACUGAGCACGCUUGUGGGCUGGUAUGGGCUGGUAUCUGUUCACAUCUGACUGCCCCUGCAGUACAGUGUUCAAGUAGUAUGCUUUCAGUUUUGUUCCUCAGGACAUUAUUGCUUAUGUACUUAAUCACCAUGAAUUAUCUUUGACAUAAAAACAUAGAGGCCUAAGAAAUGUAGAGAAAAUUGAGAAAUACAAGCAUGGCUGCUUUUAUCUCUCUUCCUCUGUGCAAUGGGAUGGCCAACAUUCAAGGAGAAGUGAAGAAAUGCUGAUUUUAGUUUUGCUUGAUUUGACAAACAAUUCCUCUCUACACAAAUUAAGGCUUUAGCAGUGGAAACUCCUCUCUCCUGAUUGCUGUUAAUUGUAAGCUCACUGCUGCGUUUUCCGGUCCUGUAGGGAUUUGCUGGUACCAUUAACUCCCCUUUGGACCUUGGGUUCUCCAACCAAGCACCCAGUGCUCACAGUAAAGAAUUAAACAUAUUUGUGUUAAAAGGGCUUGUGCUGCAUGGGGCUGUUAGAAACAGAGCUCUCUAAGUGCCAGCAUGAAAGGGGGCCCAAGCAGCCGAGCUGGGUCUCCGCACAAGCCCAGCAUCAGAUGGAGGGCAGUGCAUGGGCCUUGGAGAUUAUUGGACAAUUUGCUGGCUUGCUCUCUGCAUCCCUAAAUAUAACCUUAAGGCAAACAUUUCUGAAUUGAUAUUAUUCCCUGUUUCAAGAUCCAUUAGCAGCGUGCCAAGGUUCAUAACUGUUACCAUCUGAAACAUUGGAAUGUUUUUUUUCACAGCUUAUUAGUUGAUGUUCGUGCUCUGAAAUCUAGAUGGAGUAUUGUUUUGCAUGAAGCAUGGUUACUUACUUUUCCAUUUCAGAUAAGAAAUGUGAGAUGAAUAAAAACUUUGUUCAGUGAAUAUUUCUGUAGCUUGAGGAGCCAUUUUUUUCCCUUUCUCUUUAAAAUCAAAUCCUUCUACUGGCAUAAGUCAAACUGAUCAUUAACUAUAUUUUGAAGAAUCUCCUGAUCUUAUAGGACAAGUUUCUUGAUCUGUAGAUGAAAGAAAACAAAGUCUAAAUGCAGUUGGCCGUGAAAAUGAAAAAUACACAUUCCUGAAUGGCAGGAGAUCACUAGUGAUGUUUUGAAAAUACUUUAAUGUUCUUAAUUGCAGGUUGGUUUUUUCCUACUUAGAAACUGUUAUUUUUAGGUGUAAGUAAUGCUAUCAUUGUAAAACAGUAACAGAUUGCAGUAGCUCCUCAUGGUGGAUAUGAUGAACAAAUGUGUAAUCUUGGUUGUUACUGCAUAGUAGCUGCUCACAAAUACGGCAUCCAGUUCCUUGGGAAGUUUUCAAGUACCUCUUCUGUCAGCUCAUUUCUAGCAUGAGGCACUGUGAUACUUCAGAGGAGAAUGAAAUGUGGUUCUUCCUCUUCCCUUUUGCCUGGUUCAUUUGUGCUUCAGUGGGAAAAAAAAUCCCUCACCUGUACUGGUUUGUGGAGUGAAAUAGCUGGGUAUGGUGUACAAAAGGGGAGCACUAAGCAUUCAGUAAUUGUGUUCCUUCAAGUCUACUUCAGGCAGUGGCAAAGAUUGAAUUACUGUCAUACUGUUUGUAUGGUAACAUUCAUGGUGAACUAAGAGUUAAAAUUUGAUGCAUAUCCUAUGAAGAACAAGCCACAGAACCUGUUCUGCCUAAGUGUCAGGCAAGAACUUUUGUCACUUUAAAAAAUAGGUCAUAUACUUCCUUCUCCUCCUAAGUAUAUGACUUAAAGAUUAUAUGACAUAGAGUACAUGACUUAGGAUAAAGGGAAUUUCAGAAGUGAUUCAUAAGGCAGUUCACUAGUUGAUGUCUAAAUAUAUACUGGGAUCUUCUCUGCUGAGAACUCUGAGUGGGACUGAAUGAAUGGGCAGCCUUGUGUGCAGGGAUUCAUUUGGAGAGUUCUUGAUCAGAGACCACUUUGGUUUUUUCUUGAUUUAUUUUUACCUCUGUCAUGAGAGUUUACUGAGGUACAUUUAUAAAUCCUAGACUGCUGUAAAUUUUGCAGUGUAAAAUUGUGUGAAUGCUCUAGAAGUCAUAAAAAAGACUUUUACAGUUUCCUAUUUGUUUUUUUCUCAGUUACCUUCAUUUGCCUUGAUCUGUUUACAAGUUCUUCCCCUCUCUUUUCCUGUUGGUGUUCUUGUAUUGCAAACUCGGCUGAAAACUGCAAGUCAAACAGGCUUUUCUGUUCUUCACCUUGUAAGAGCCCACUGAGGAUAUUUGCCCGAGUUCAGCUGGGAAGUUUGGCUUUGUGGGGUCUUGAAGGGUUUUCUGUGGUGUUUCCUUUGGCUUUGCAAUACCAGCAGCAUGAAGGCGAUUGCCUGGUUACAGUUUUGGAUGCAACACAGAUACAGAGGAUCUAAUCUUUAAGGUCACAUAUACAAUUGUGUACUGAUGCCAAAGGAAACCAUAGAAAUGGCUGUGUCGCCACUGUUACCCCGAUGAGAGGAAGAUGGGAAUGGGAAAGGGUUUGCAGCCCAAGGCCUUAGCUGGGACUCGAGGCAGUCGGGAACAGCUGGGGCUGCGUAUGUCUCUGCCGUGGGUGUCUGGCAUUGGCCCUGGCACCUCACCCCUGUGACUUGCACAUAUGCUCUCUGUUCUGCUGUCUGUUAACCUGGCUGCAAGUCAGCCUUGCCAGCCGAGGGCUUUGCCAGUGCUCUGAGCCUCAGUUUGCUCGGCAGCUCUGGCCCUGCUCAGACCAAACUCAACCCUGUGCUCUGCCGCUGGCUUCAGGCAGUGACAGAAACAUUCCUGGGUGCAGCUGAUGGUUUCACAACCACAGGCUGUACAUAGCCAGCUGGAGAAGCCAUCCAGUACUGCAAUUCUCUGCAAUACCUGUGGAAAACCAUGCAAAGGAGAAGUUUUGAGAGUUCAGAACAAAUAUUUCCAUAUUAAAUGCUUUGUUUGCAAAGCUUGUGGAUGUGACCUGGCUCAAGGAGGAUUUUUUGUGAGACAGGGAGACUACAUCUGUACUUUGGACUACCAGAGACUCUAUGGCACACGAUGCUUCAGUUGUGAUGAAUUCAUUGAGGGAGAAGUGGUCUCAGCACUGGGCAAAACCUACCACCCAGACUGUUUUGUGUGUGCUGUCUGCAGGUUGCCUUUCCCUGCGGGUGAUCGGGUAACUUUUAAUGGGAAGGAAUGCAUCUGCCAGAAAUGUUCCCUGCCCCCUUCCAGCAGCACUGGCUCCUUCCCUGUACAGAACCUGAGAAACUGUGGGGGCUGUGGUUCAGAAAUAAAAAAUGGUCAGUCCUUGGUCGCCUUGGACAAGCACUGGCAUUUGGGCUGUUUUAAGUGCAAUACAUGUGGCAAGCUACUGAAUGCAGAGUAUAUCAGCAAGGAUGGGGUUCCAUACUGCGAAACAGACUACCACGCCAAGUUUGGGAUCAGGUGUGACAACUGUGAAAAGUACAUCACUGGAAGAGUGCUCGAGGCAGGAGAAAAGCAUUAUCACCCAACCUGCGCACGAUGUGUCAGGUGCAAUCAGAUGUUUGCAGAAGGAGAAGAAAUGUAUCUUCAAGGAUCAUCCAUUUGGCAUCCAGUUUGUAGACAGGCUGCAAAGGCUGAAGAAAAAAACAAGGAAACUAGGACUUCCUCUGAGAGUAUUAUUUCUGUACCUGCUUCAAGUACAUCAGGUUCCCCAAGCCGUGUGAUCUAUGCAAAGCUUGGAGAUGAAAUUCUUGACUACAGGGACUUGGCUGCUCUUCCUAAAAAUAAAGCCAUCUAUAACAUUGACCGCCCAGAUAUGAUCUCCUAUUCUCCAUAUAUCAGUUACUCUUCAGAUGACAGGCAUAGUUACGGGGAGUCACCUCAGUUGCUCUCUCCAACACCUACUGAGGGUGACCAAGAUGACAGAUCUUUCAAGCAGUACAGGACAUCAAGUCCUAGCUCUGCUGGCUCCCUGGGCUAUGGUCGGUACACCCCCACCUCCCAUUCUCCUCAGCAUUACAGCAGACCAGCUGGUACUCACAGUCUUGGUACCAGUAGCUGCAUCUCCCUGCCCCAACACCCAAGCCUUACAUCUACAUUCAGACAUCAUUACAUCCCUUUCUUCAAAGGCAGUGAAAGUGGUCGGAGCACUCCAAGCUUAUCCAUGUACUCUGACAGCAAAUCUUCACCUUCUGUCUAUCAGCAGGCUCCUAGGCAUUUCCAUAUUCCAGACACUGGCGUAAAAGAUAACAUCUAUAGGAAACCUCCUAUCUACAAACAGCAUGCAGCAAGAAGAUCAGAAGGGGAAGAUGGAAGCUUGGAUCAGGACAGUAAAAAGCUGAAGAGCAGCUGGCUGAUCCUGAAAGGGGAUGUGGAGACCAGAACCAACUCCCCGGAUUCGGAGACGCGGUCGCUGUCGCUCACUGCCGGCAGCGACAGGGCGCAGGAGGGCACGGCCGCGCAGUACUGCCGAUUUCCAUAUUCUAAGUCUGCUUCUCUACCUGGCUAUGGAAAGAAUGGCUUACAUCAGCCUGAAACUAUGGGCCAAUAUGAAACGGACCAGGAUGCAAGCUGGGGGAUGAAAGAAUACAAGGUAAGAAGGGCUUUUCCAGCACUGGAAGAACAAUCAGAUUCAGCACUUCCUAGCAAGAUUUAUCCCUAUGAAACCCUUAUUGUAACAAACCGAGUUCGUGUGAAAUUGCCCAAGGAUGUGGACAGGACCAGGCUGGAGAGGCAUUUGUCCCCUGAAGAGUUCCAGGAAGUCUUCAAAAUGAGUAUUGAGGAAUUUGAUCGUCUGGCACUUUGGAAGCGGAAUGACCUGAAGAAAAAGGCCCUGCUUUUCUAAACCCUCCUGGAUAAAAUAUGUGCUUAAUCAAAACAAAAAUAGUCUUGCCAGAACUAUCACAUGCACUUGCUGUUGAACCAUUGUCCAGCUUCAUUGUGUUAGUAUGUGUCGGGGAAACAAGACAGAUUAGAUGGUAAUGUGUUGGGAUACAGAGAAUUUGCUAAUCUUGCAUUUCCAGCUGGUUUUGUCAGUAACUCCUGGUCCUACCCAGUUUACAAUGUGCAAAAAAAUCUAGCUUUAAAUUUAUUGUUGCUUGCAUUUGUUGCUUGAUGCAAAUGGAAAUUCUGAAAGGAAGAGAAAAAAGUGUAGCUGUACACAGGAAAUGCAUCCAACAUUUUGUUCCAUUCAGUUUUAUAAUGCAAUUUUUACAAAACCAAGUAAGUAAUUAUUAAAGAAAUUUUCCAGCGGGGGAUCAGAUGCUAUUAAAAAUAUGGUAAAAGCCAAAGAAAAGCAUAUCCGCAAGCAAUUAUUGCAAUUGUUUAUCGUGGUACUUUUUAAGAAUGAAAGCAGAAAUAUGGAAGCACCUUAAUUCUACUUCUUAUAUUUAAACACAGUGUACUCUUUAAAAAAUCGUAUUUGUCUAGAAGGUAACUAGCUAUCUUUAAUUACAACACCAGAGUUUUUAUUUUAUUAAGAAUAUAUUGUGACAUAAAACAGUUAUAAUUACUAAAAUGUAUACAGACUUACUAAGAUUUAGUUCCAUUCAUCAGGAAAACUGAAGCCUUAUACAAAACUGGUUGAAGAGUGUAUUGUGCCAGUUGACUGUGUUUUCCUAUUAGCUUGGGGUGUUUGAAGAAUGGUUUUUUUUACAUUUCAUGCUGAUAAAAUACCAUGUAAUCUUAAUUACUAUGUAGAUAGAGAUAUCUAUCUAUAAAAGAAUUAUUUUCAUUAAUAUAUGUCCUAAGUGAAGGCAUUCUUACUUUCUCAACUUUCCAGCUUGACACAGUAAGCCAUGAGACCCAUGAUGGCAUUUGGUAGAUGUGGAAAUGGAACAGUUCAGCAUAAAAUGUAACAAAAAAAAAGCUUGAUGUGCUCUAUCAAUAAUACAGACAAUUAGAAUCAAAUCCAUAAAACCCUCAUGCAUUACUAUUUGCAUGUUUCUGUACAAGUCAAUUUGAAAAAAAAACCAAACUAUGUGAUACUGGUGCAGUACCUUGAAACUAUCUUAAAUAACAAGCAAAGCUAACAAAAUCUAAGCAUUUGAUAUAAGUGUUAGACCUUAAUUUCUCUUCCAGCUGAAAGACUCUAUUAAAUUUAAUAGUUUCAUUUGGUCAGAGGUAUGGUUGCUGACAAAGAAUGUUUUAAAGUGAGUUGCUAGUUUUUUGUGAUACUAAAUGAGCAUUACAAAAAGUACAUUUUUCAGCCAUGUGUCAGUAUUCUGCAUUUUUACUGCCUUGGAUGUUUGUACUCACCUCCUAGUUCACUAUGUCUUUUCUCAUUUCCUUAAGGUAACUGGUUAAUAUAUGCACUACAACACACUAUUUCAACUGACCCAGCAUUGGAAAAAUCAUAGCAUUGAACAUGCCUUCUUCCAACUAACUUUCAGAGUCCAUGCUGUUGGAAAUAAAUAUUUUCUCAUUACCUAAAUGUUUUGUCUGAUGAUACAAAUGUUUAAAAAAAAUCAUUAAAACAAAGACAUAACUGAA